CCCAAGUAGCUAGUUAACGUUGCGGUCAGUCAUAUCAAAUAUAUGGGAGGUUAAUAAUUCAUCAUGGAUACUUCUCUGUCUCAAUUGACGCCGGGGGACCCUGAACUGGUCAAUGCCAUUGUACAGCAGUUAAAAUCUGGAGGGAAAUUUGACCAAUUCAGAAAAGAAUGCCUUGCUGACGUUGAUACUAAGCCUGCAUAUCAAAAUCUGCAGCUAAGAGUUGAGAGUCAAGUGAAGAAAUAUCUCUCACAAACGGAGUGGAAAGCUGACCUCAAUAAGAACCAAUUACGAGAUGGAGUGCGUAAACACGUCCAAGAGAGUGGAAUGCUGGACACUGGAAUUGAUACGAUCAUCAACCAGGUUGUGAGUCCAAAAAUACAAAGUUUCAUUUUGCCAUGCGUUCAAGAGUCUGUCUAUGCUUUCCUCAACAUUGAUCCAUCUAAAUUCACUGAAGAUGUCCCGUUGGACACACGAGUUGGAGAUGAAACUCCAAAAGACAGUCACCAUUGUAAUCUUACUAGCAGCAUGGGAUCUGGACCUCUGCCUCCUCCUGGACAUGCUAACCAGAUGUAUUCAUAUGCCUAUCCCCCUCAACAUCCACCUCCUCAUUAUCCUCCUCAGCAUUUUGCUCCUCCAUCUUCCCACUACCCUCAUCAUCCCCAGCACCCGCCCGUCAUGAUGCCUCCGGUGCCUAUGGAGAUUCCUACAAUGGGACUCCCCAUCCCAAUGGAAGGACCGCCUUUGGGUCCUCCUCCAUCAAUUGCGCCUCCUCUUCCUCUAGAUGCCCCGCCAGUGAUGCCACCUGUACCUCCUAUGGAUAUACCGCCAAUGCCCCCCGCCAUGCCCAUGGAUGGUAACCUUAUGGGUUCUUCUGUUCCUGGCCCUCAUUUCGGUCACCAUCCCAUCCCUCCUUCCAUGAGUCAUUUACCUCCUCCGGUCAUUGGACAUACAUCUACGUUUUCUGAAUCUGUCUGUGCUAUGGACAGUCCCGCUGAUGAUUCUGUCUCGAGUGAUUACAUUCGAGAGCGGCGCGAUUUUCGGGCUACCGACUUGCUUGAUCCAAGACCUCGUCCUCCAAGUCAUGCUGAUGACACACAUUCCAAUGAUCGCUCGGACUAUAAAAAUAAGCUCGAUGCCAAGAAAACACUGGAAAUUGAAGAUAAAGAAAGUCGACGUGAACAUCGGCAUAGGCAAGCCCUCAGAGAAAGUCCCGAGUCUCUUGAUAAAUUUGAUUCCAGGUGCGCGGCGCGUCAACUCGAAAGACGCCGCCCCCGAGACUUGAUAGACUCUGACGAUGAGUAUCGAGUUGCCAAGUAUGAUGAUGUACACAAAGGAAGCCCGGAAAGAGAAGAGCACCGAAAAAGUAGGCGUGAAGGAGACAAAUACGAUCGCCACAGGCGCACAUAUGAUGAAUUUCGUCGUGGCAGUGAUGAUGAAACCCGGCGUAGACCGAGAGGUGGUCAGCAUGAACCGCGUGCAGGCGGCUCGAAACAAUACGAGGACCGACGGUACGACUCGCCUGAUGCGUCCAUGGACUAUGACACUGACUCGCCUCACGUUCCUGAGAAAAACCGACGGCGGCCGACGUUUGAGAAUUAUCCUGAGGCUCACAGCAGUCAGGAGCACAGACCUCGACAUCCGCCGUCGCUCCACGACGAACUUCCGCGACCUCCUCGCUCGCCACUCAUGCCCAUAGAGACUGACGUGAUAUCGUCAGAGGAGGACGAUAUUCUGGGUGCUAAAAGCUCCUCCGUUAGCCCUGAUGCGGCUAAGGAGGUAUCUCAUGUUGAAGGAGAAGACGCACGUGAUGGCUACUCUAGCCCAGCCAGCGCUGGCUCGGAAACAGUGGAAAGCAAAGUGAAACUGCUUUCUCUGCACGAUACUUCAGGCCCUCUGUUUGACGCGCAAUCUUUGGACAGCAUCUCUUCUAACUCUUCUGGCUUGUCCUUCUCCGCUUCCAAGUCUUCCAAGGACGGAAGCUCUUCCUUAAAUACCAGCCAGACAUCACUUAAUGGUGGCGAGUCAAGCGCCGCUCCGAAAACGUCCGCUGCGAUGAUGGAAGUACAGCCGGGUGCUGCUGGACCUUCUGGCGAUAAUCUACUUUUAGGUGCGAGUCCUGUUAGUGCUGACGACGACUCCUGCGCUAGCCCAAUUACUCCUACGUGCGAGGCAUCUGGCAAUUCCUUAGCUGGUGUCAGAUCUUCCUCACUAUCUCCUACGAGUAUCAGGCCUCCUUCGUCAAUUCCUGCUGUUCCCAAGAUUAUUGAAAGGCCUUCUUCAGCGUCUCCUGAACUUGCUCGACGCCCUUCACCACCUUCCUUAGGCGCUGGAACUCUAUCAACGCCUCCUGCUGUAGAAACCAGACGUUCACCUGCUGCAGAUGCCGAUCCUCAUUCGCAACCUUCAGUAACUGGUAUCGAAUAUCCCUCUAAUGGUACAUCACCAAUUUCUGGAUCUCAGUCAUGCUCAGCCCAAUGCUCGGCCGAUGGAGACUUAAGGGCCGUUCCGACUCCUACAUCUAAUUCCACUGUUUCUGACCACUCUGCAAGCGUCAUUACGACUGCUAUUUCUGAGGCAAACGAUGUCUUGCCUCUGCGUUCUGCUGUUGAUCCACUCUCUUGUAUUGGUUAUUCGGUAACUGAUGAUAAGUCUAAGCCUGUAGGAGAGAAUCGCUCAUCUUCAUGUGCGACUGCCACCACUGAAGUAACUGCCAACAAGGAAAACAGUGCCGACACCGAAAGAGUUUCUGAAGCAAGCCAAGCUGUUACUGACGACCAUUAUGCUCAUCGACCUCUACCCACAAGCCGUAAGGACGACGAUGAUGAUGAAAAAGGUGGUAAUGGCGGGAAUGUUGGUCAGAGUACGCAGCCAAAUUCAACUUUAGCCUCGCACUCAGGAUCCACCCUAUCGGUCUCUCAGCUAACUUCUCAGCCAACACAAGCCUCUCAACGCCCAGGCACUUCACAACAGCAGGCUAUGAUCCAAUAUAAUCGAUCUACUUAUCAAAACGUGGUAAAUGCUUCUUGGCCUCCAAACAAAACGGCAUCUGUUGAUGAUAAGGUCCGUGAACUUAGUGAGGUGGAAAUUAUAGCCAGGACUGAAGCUGUGUAUUCCGGUUACAGUUCUACUAUGAAGGUGCCGGGUAUGGACUCGUCAGCUGCUUCUGGCAAGCCAUCGAAUGCUUUACAAUUAAUUCCUGUCCAAAAACCUGCUCAUGCAAAUGUUGUUGCUCGGCCUCAUGAUAUCCCUGUUUUCAAAAAGCCAAAGUCUUCUUUGAAUGUCAAGAAGGAAAAGGAGAAAUCUUCGUCUGCCUUCAAAAAGCCUUCGUCGAACCCACAAGAAAUGAAAGUUGGUCACGUGCCCACUGCUUUUGAAAAUGCUUUGUUGGGACUACCCGUUACUUUGGAGAAUCCGAGAAAAACUGACCUGGAUUCGAAAUUGGGAUCUUCCGAUAACAGAGGCAGUUCUUACAGUAAGAAUCACAAUCGCGAGAAAGAUUCUCACAGAAAUGACCGUGAAAAAUCACGGGAAUCCAAAGGAAGAAGUGAUGAAUCGCGAUCGUCUAGCAAAAGCAUCGACGAAAAAACUCCAUCCAGAGACCGAAAUUACCAUAAAAACGAUAAAAGAGACAAAGAAGGAAAAUCCGAGAAAUCAUCUAGUCAUCAUAGACAUGGCACAGAUAAAUCAUCGUCUGAAAAGCACCGAUCUUCCUCUCAUUCAAGCGAUAAACGCAAACACUCGCACGAUAAAUACGACCGACAUCGAAGCCCAGCAGAUAGGAAAUCAUGGUCUUAUGAUAACAAACGUCAUUCUGAUUCUCACAGAUCCUCUAAGUAUGACAAGCCACGUGAACAUAAACCUGAGGAAGAACCUAAGACAACAAAAUAUAGAGAGAGUGAGACGUCGUCGAGCGUUCCAUUAAAACGAAAAGAACCUGGAAAUGUUUCAUCAUCAAGCACUAACAGCCUUAAGAAGAUGAAAGGCCUCAUGGAAGGGAAUAUGGAUCCAAGUGAAACAUCGGACUUGAAAAAAUCAAAGUCGUCAGUCAACAAGGAUGUUCCUAAGACGAACGGAUUUUCGUCGAACAAGAAAUUGCGUGACUGUUCCUCUGAAGAUGAAGAUCGACACCUGCCCGUGAAGAAACGCUUUGCUAGAACCACCCUAUCAUCUCUGUCAUCCGAAGAUGAGACCAAACCUGCUAAGGUUGAUGUGAAAAAAGUCGAUUCGCCCCGCGUCGAAGUGGAAUGUUUGGAUAAACAUGGAAACGAUUUUCAAUCUACUGAGAAAUUACAUAGGGGAGAAAGACUUGUUAAUCGAUCAGCGAAAGAAAACGGUCAGGAAGAUGCAUCGAAACGCUUUGCAAGAAAAUCUUCUAAGGACGAUUCCCGUCUUCCGGUGAAGAAAAGAAUAAUGAGACGAGCUUCAAGAAAUUCGUCUGAGAGCGACAGUGAACAUGAAGUUUCAAGAGAUUCUUCUUCCAAAUCAACAAAACCUCACUAUCAGUCACUUAGAAACAGGUCUAGCUCAGUUAGUUCUUCCUCAUCGUCUUCGUCAGAUGAUGAAAUUCCUUUGAAAACUGUAAAAACUAUGAGUGCUAAGAAAAUUGUUGAAGGUGUUGGUAUUUGCGAUCGCAACAAAAAUUCGAUUAUAUCUAGUACUAAUGUGCCGUCCAAACUUGGCGAUGAAGACUCUGAUUCAUCAGAUGCCUUUUACGAUGAGCUGAUGAUAGAGGCAAGUAGUAAAAACGCGUCAUCCAAGCGCCGAUCUGUUGGAUCAUUAUUAAGCGCCAGACGAAUAAAUGGGAAAACAUUCAAGUCAUCCGCUAAAAAAUCCAGACCAUCACCAGCUCGCAACAUCAGUGUGACUCAGGAAGGAGUUAUCAUUACUGGCGACCGAGGUAAAAAAAUUCUUCUCUCCUAUGAUGAAGAUUCGCCGAGUAUGUCUAAAUCAUUGGACUUCUUUGGCUCCGGAGAAUCAGAGGUCGAUGAUUUUCAAGGCUUCGGGGAAGAUUCGCAUGGUGCGGAUUGCAAGUCUUCUCCAUUCGUUGUUCUAGAAGAAAUGUAUAAUUUUUCCGGUUUUACAGAUGAUUCUGUUCCUGAUAAUGCUGCGAAGCUUCGAGAGUAUAUCGCGAAAACUGGAAAAUCAAAGAGAAACUAUACCGCAGAAGAUUUAACUAUGACCGUCACUGGCGACAUGUUUGGGCCUGAGCUGCCAAUGAAAGUAUUCCUAGAUGCAAUGGUUAGUUUAGGAGCUAAUGUUACUGGUUUCCACUCUUUUCUUGUUAAUUCGCCACGAAGAAAAAUCGUGCACGAGCCUUCAGGAGGCAAUACUUCAAGCUCUGACGAAGAAGUGAGAAAAACUGACGUCCCUGCAUUUGUGGACUCUGAAAACUGCGACGGUGUUCUUAGCAGCGACGGUGGAGACUCGAAUGAUGACAACGUCACGUGCCGAGGAAGUGCAAAUCUUGACGAAUUACCGAGUUGUGUGAAAAAGAACAGCGCUGCCCUCCCGCCGCCCAGCAAGCAAGUGCAGGACACAGCCCUGCAGAACGAUUCGGUGCUCCUUACUCCGCCCGACGACGAGCAGUACGAACGAAGCUUCACGCCACCCAAAGGCCCAGGUGGUGUCUAUGUUCCACUGUCGCCGUCCACGAGUGACGCAUCCACCGACGCGAGUGCCGUAGUGCACGAAUCGUCAGCUCGUGACUGAGCUUUUAUGAUUUAUGGGAAAUAAAUCUUAAUGUUAGGUCGUGAUUCUGAAUUUGGGAUCAAUGUACUGUAGUGAAUUGGGAGCUUGCAAAUAGAUCGAUUUAUUAGGUCUUGGUUCAGAGUCAAGGAUCAAUGUGCUAUAGGGAAUUGGGAGAUUGCAAAUAGAUCGAUUUAUUAGGUCCUGGUUCAGAGUCAAGGAUCAAUGUACUGUAGUGAAUUGGGAGAUUGCAAAUAGAUCGAUUUAUUAGGUCUUGGUUCAGAACAGGUCUAGAAUCAAUGAUUGCCUAUCAAUGUACCAUAGUAUAUAAAUCUUAAGCUCCCACUCGUACUCUAUGUAAGAUAAUGUGGGAGAAUAGCCUGAAGCCUGUCAUGAGAACGAUUUUGUACAGCUGCGUUAACAUGGCUAUUAUGUGAGCUAAACUUUGGGAUAAAAAAAUAUAUUUUGCAGAAGGCGGGUUUGUUAGUUGCAUAUGUACAUUUUUUAGAGCGUGAAUUUCUACACUUCCCACUUGAAAUUGAGUUUCUGCAAUCUCAACUCGCUAGACUCCAUUAUGAACUUUGAUUUUACUGUUGUCUUGGCUGACAAAAUUAUUCACAUUUAUUGUGCAGCCGACCAUUUUUAUAUUAGUUUUAUUUUGUUCACCGAUGCUCGGAAUCAAAAACUGUUCACUCUUGAAUUAGUGUGAUAUCUAGCAAGCUCGCUAGCCUGUGUUGAACAAAAACAUUCAAAAAAUGUCCAUUCUAUUACAAAUCGCGAUAUCUUUAUGGCUCAGUUAGUUAAGCUGUUGCUCAUUAACGGCAAAUUAUUUACAAUUUUAGGAUUGGCAAUGUAAGUAUUGGAAAGUUUCUUCAAACAAUUUACGUCUCAAUGUGAACUUUUUGUUGUGUGAGUGCACAAGUUUCCUGGUUUCUUUGUUAGUAGAGGUAUGAACUUCAUUUGAAAUUAAGUCACCAAUGCAAGCCAUCUUCUCCCUUUUAUUCUAUUAAAAAGCGACUACACGAUAAAGAUCGUUGUUUAAACUUGGUUAAAUCAAAAACUUGGUAAUAAUUUUCUCCCGAAGAGACACUAGGCGCGUGGUUUCAUUUUAGAUUGCAUUCAGUUCCCACUCGUGAGGUCGGGACCGCGUAAUGUUAAUAUCACGUCACCACUCGCUCCGAAUGAAUUGCUCAUUCCCACCUCUUGUCAAAACUGAACUACUUGCUGAAAUUGAUAAGAAAUGUUCUUCUUUACUAUAGUUGUCUAUCAAUUCAGUUAAUUUUUACUUUUUUCUCCCGUUACUUACUACCCUUCAGUUUUGGAUUGUUCAGGGUUGCUUGAUUUUCCUAGAGUAGUUCUUGUAUGAUUGAGCAUUUUUUUUUGUCUACUCUGCCGAGAAAUAUACCAUUGUAUUGAUAGUCUCUUAUGUUCUUUAUUAUAUUUUACAUCGCUUCAA
Hyalella azteca is the source of this 7141-nucleotide messenger RNA. RefSeq lists its product as uncharacterized. The record is from RefSeq and is a predicted model, not a curated record. Bases 64 to 5709 code for a protein of 1881 amino acids. The transcript has 6 exons. NCBI's taxonomy places the organism in Eukaryota, Metazoa, Arthropoda, Malacostraca, Amphipoda, Hyalellidae.